This is a messenger RNA of Penicillium griseofulvum, 2982 nucleotides long. RefSeq names its product Heterokaryon incompatibility. Bases 1 to 2982 code for a protein of 993 amino acids. Lineage: Eukaryota; Fungi; Ascomycota; Eurotiomycetes; Eurotiales; Aspergillaceae. The transcript is spliced from 3 exons. The record is from RefSeq and is a predicted model, not a curated record.
AUGGAUCCCGCGCACUCAAUCGGACUCCAGCGCACUACCGCCAUAGUCGUUAGCGACGAUGAACCCUUGACAUUUGACUACCCUACCCCGACAUACACCUAUACCGAUCUAACUACUGCUGACUAUUUCCGCCUACUGGAGCUCCUUCCUGGCAAGGGCUCGUCGGCCCUCCAAUGCAAUAUUCAGUCUUAUCGUCUCGAUGCAUUUACACUACCCCCAUACAGGGCGCUCUCCUACUCUGGCAUAGAGUCCCAGUACGAAAACUUGGUCGUGGCCGGCCAAAAAAUACUGAUUGAUUCCUCACUGAGGAAGUCAUACGAAUUCCGGCAUCCUCUCUUUUGCAAUAAUCAGACACUUCUGAUCACAACCAGCCUCCGGGAUGCCCUUCAGCGAAUCCGCCACGCAAGACUGCCGGUAAAGCUUUGGGUCGAUGCAAUCUGUAUCAACCAGGAAAAUGUCAUCGAGCGUUCGUCUCAUGCCAGGAUGAUCCCCCGCAUUUACCGGCGUGCUACAAACGUUAUAGCUUGGCUUGGUGAGGCCGAUGAAGAUAGCGACAAAGCCAUCACGACCGUUCAACGAAUGGUAGAAGAAAUUAAGCAUGGCAGAUCUUCGACUAACAUACUAUCGUCUGAGGACAUCAAAUCCUUUGUACGCUUUCUUAAGCGCCCGAUUUUUCGUCGCCUCUGGUGCGUGGUGGAAACAGUUGUCGCCAAAGAUGCAAGAAUCCUGUGCGGAUCGCUUCCAUCUCCCAACAUCUUAACCGGACCAUCUAUCUCCUAUGAAAGGUUAGGCUGGGUGUGUCAAGUCAUGAGAAGCCUUGUACCCCAGCACAUUGAUUCUCUCGAUGAGGCGAAGCGGUUGCUAUCAUUCUGCGAUCUCGCUAUGCAGGCUCGCCUUGGACUCAGUAUUAGGAAAGUGGAUCCGUAUCAACUAGCAUAUGAUCUCCGCGAAUAUGAGUCUACCGAUCCCUUGGAUAAAGUAUUCGCCUUCUAUGCACUCCCCCGAAUUGAUUGUCCCGUAUCGUUAGGGGAGGUCCCCGUCGCUGCUACUCAAGACGAGCUUGCGAGGUUGAGUACCUCGGACCCCCUACUUAUACGUAAGUUGACCAUCAACUGGGCUCAAACAAAAUGGGAGCAACAUGCAGGGUUUGGGCCCCUAUCUUCCGCGAGCACACGAAUAGAUGCUUUGGUGGAACACGUCAGUCACUACUAUAGGACUGCCAUUCGCUUGUUAGAGUGUGUACUCGAGAGCUGCACUGGUGGCUCUCAGGAAGAGAUAUCGGUCGUGUUCUCCAAGUUGUGGGAAGCAGUCGAUCGUCAACAAACAUCGAUUCGGCGCUUUUUGGACAAGGAUACAGAUGAGAUCGCCUCUUCAGACGAAUUGGUCAUAUUUCGUCGUAUCUCGACAGAUCUAGAAACUAGUCUAUGGCUGUAUGAAGACAUUUGUACUUCGCACGUCGACAGCAAAUAUGGCCCAGAAGAUGCGCCAUACCUUAGAAACAGGAUUGAAGCAUUUGAAGAGAUGCAAAAUUGUUUGAGCACUGCAGGUGACUCGUCAUCAUCUUUCGGAAGUAACGACUCUGAUGAGGAUCUUGACCAGGCGCCACAUAGCUUUGAUCCAUCUAGUGAAAUUUUGUCUUCUGGUAAAGGAGAAGCCACACAAAACACCGAAGAUGAAGCUCCUGCUAAAGAUAGUAUUUCCGAGACGGUUGGAGGGAAUCGUCAGGUUUCGACGAGCUCAGGAGAAGGUGCGGACGACAGAGGCGACAGCGGACCAAAAGAUAUCGAGAAUGACUCACGUCUGCAGCGAGAUGAAGGCCACGUGCCGGCCGAAAUAUUCCUUGCCGUCUCUAUGAUGGCCAAUGGUGUGGAACCACGCCACGCCAUCGGGCUGGAGUAUAUGGCCCCAAGGAUUGACGGUUGUGACUCGACAUGCGCACAAGAGGGUCACGAUCACGCUGUCGCCGAAAGCAGAUCACUAGCUAGCCCAGACUACAGCUUGUCCACAGCAGAAGCGUACCGCGCCUUUACAGUGCAAUGUUUGCUCCACGAUCAGAACCUUGACUUACUUUCUUCCGUCGACGCAUUCUGCCAAGGCGGCAGGGUAACCGGUCUACCUUCCUGGGUCCCUGACUAUUCAAUUAAAUUGGAUAAUCGUAUUGUGCCUUUGGUUAGCCCAGAAUACCAUGGCCGAAAUGUUUUUGGGGGUAUAAGAAAGGUACAACCUGAGAUAUUUUGGGAGGAGAGUGACCCUAAUACUUUGGAGCUGACUGGUCGCUUCUUCGACACCAUCUCUGCCGUUUCUACUCUCCGAUCAGAAAUACGAGGAUUCAAACAGCUCCACGAGGAGUGGAUGCGCAUGACGAGCCGGGAGAUAGGCGUGGAGCCCGCACAGUAUCUCCCACCGCAUGCGAAUGGAGAUGAUGAAGAGGCCUAUGAUAGGGUAUGGAAAGGCACCAUGGCCAUGCCCGACAGUUUGCCUAUUCCUCCGCCGGCACGCAUCAAGUCGUGGCGGCACAUGAUCCGUGACUUCAUGCAGUGGUUCCAUCAUUGGCACUCUCGACCAGAUGGGCUGAGCAAAGCCACUUGGCAGUGCUACUUUGCCUUUCUAGCUCUCCUCGCCGCCCAGCAGAGCAGUGCCACGACUGAACCCGCAUUGAAACGGGCCCUUGAAGAGGGAGGCAUCGUUCCAGGAGUCACAAUUAUGGAGGACAAUGAGGGCUUCUUCGAAGCAGUCCAGUCCCUCGCUGUGGGUCGAAGACUGGCUGUCACAAAAGCUGGAGGGGUAACCUGGGUCCCGGAGACAACUCAGGUUGGCGACAUGAUAUGCGUGAUGAAGGGGGCCAAGGUACCUUUUGUUAUUCGCAAGGUCAGCGGCACGGAGAGCUCUUUUCAGUUUAUUGGUGAAUGCUUCUGCCACGAGUUGGCCUACCUAGGAAUGGGCGAUGACAGCACAGAUUGGACAACCAUUUGUCUAAUUUGA